AUGGGUCUUCUAUCCUAUCUUACUGUUUUCCUGGCGGCCACUGGCUCAGCCCUCGCCGCUCCAGCCGCUGAGUCUCCCGCCGACAUCGCCGUUCCGACCCCCAAGAUCACUAGCAUUACCUACUCCGGCAACGGCUGCGUCAGGGAUCCCAAGUUGUCGGGUAGCUUCAACGACCCGACCUUCACCUACCAGGGUUUCACCCUGUCUCUGCCGACCAACACGACGGCCAACUGCCAAAUUCACAUCCAGGCCAGCGGUGCCGGACCUGGCUGGCAAGUCGCACUCAAGAGCAGCCAGGUUAAGGGUCGCCUGGUCCUGACCCCUGGCACAUCGCUUACACACUACACGACUGUGUUCUUCAGCCAGAACCCCACCAAGACUAGCACUGUCUCCGGCACCGUCAGCAACGACAGCCGCAACACCAUUAGCCGCAGCGUCACUCUGGUCAGCAAGGCCGAUAGCAGUGAGCUCGCCUGGUCCCCUUGCACCGGUAGCGACGGCUACACUGGUAUUAUGAACGUCAACUUCCGCGGCGUGCUCAGCGGCAACAGUCGCGCUUACUUUGAGGCUCAGACCGAGACCUGGGAGCUCCAGUGGCGGCGCUGCUGA
This is a messenger RNA of Thermochaetoides thermophila DSM 1495, 609 nucleotides long. RefSeq lists its product as uncharacterized. The transcript is spliced from 2 exons. Bases 1 to 609 code for a protein of 202 amino acids. NCBI's taxonomy places the organism in Eukaryota, Fungi, Ascomycota, Sordariomycetes, Sordariales, Chaetomiaceae. The record is from RefSeq and is a predicted model, not a curated record.